CUCAGUGCGCGCUGCGGUAAAAACAAACAGAAUUUUAUAGAUUAAUCCCCACAUGUCGUCCUCGGUUCCGCGGAUUUGGACAAGCAUCAAAAGUUAAACUGUAAUCUUCUCUCUUCCUUUUUGGAUCUAUGGACUUCGUUGAUGUUAAACUUAAAAGAGGGAAUAAUGAAGCAAUGAGAUUUCUUGUUGAGUUAAACUUUUGUUGACAAAUAAAAAGGGGAAUACUAGAAUAUUAGGCAAUCUGUGCAAAAGCUAAUGAAAAUCCAUUUUUCUAUGCUUCCUAGACAAUCACAAUUGUCUAUGACUUUUAAAGGCACUUUGUUUUGUUUUAAAUACGCGUCUGCAUGUUUUAAUUGUGCUAAUCCAAUUCCUAUAUUGUAUUUUAGCAAAGCCUAAUGCACGAGGGAAAGAGGGGAAGAUAUGGUACAAAUUUGAGAAGCCUUAAAACACUUCUACACUGGGGAGUUAGAUAGCAAGCAAGACAACGUGCAAGGAACAGACUUCCAGGGCUUUGAUUAUCAGAAAUGGCUAUUAAAACUCGUAGCUACUCCGUUGAUGGCAAGCGUUAAAUGACGAUCGAUGAGUUCAAAAGAUGGUUAAAGAAAUUGGAUGAAGAUAAAGAUGGAAGGAUAUGCAAAGACGAGCUAGCAGACGCUACAAGAGUCUCGGUAGGAUGGUUUGCUAGGAGGAAGAGCAAGCAUGGAAAUCGAUCUGUAGAUGCCAAUGGCAAUGGCUUUAUCGAUGACAAUGAGAUCAAAAACCUCGCAGAGUUUGCAGAAAAGCACUUAAAUGUGAGAAUUUUGUAUUUGUAAAGUGCUAAUUUGAGUCAGCCCUU
Molecule: messenger RNA, 835 nt
Organism: Durio zibethinus
Lineage: Eukaryota; Viridiplantae; Streptophyta; Magnoliopsida; Malvales; Malvaceae
Molecular function (GO): calcium ion binding
Source: RefSeq, a predicted model, not a curated record